Molecule: messenger RNA, 1059 nt
Organism: Melospiza georgiana
Lineage: Eukaryota; Metazoa; Chordata; Aves; Passeriformes; Passerellidae
Gene: KERA
Product: keratocan
Exons: 2
Coding region: 1-1059 (352 amino acids)
Molecular function (GO): protein binding
Source: RefSeq, a predicted model, not a curated record
AUGAUUUUGAAAGUCUAUACAAGCCUUUGGCUCUUAUUCUUGGUCAAUUCUGUGUGGACUCGAACUGUGAGACAAGUUUAUGAUGAUCUGGAUCCUGGCCACUGGUCUCACUAUACUUCUGAGUGUCCACAGGAGUGUUUUUGUCCUCCUAGUUUCCCCAAUGCAUUAUACUGUGAUAACAAAGGACUUAAAGAAAUACCUCCAAUUCCAGCCAGAAUUUGGUACCUCUAUCUUCAAAACAAUCAAAUUGAAACCAUUUCAGAAAAGCCUUUUGCGAAUGCCACUCAUCUGAGAUGGAUAAAUCUGAACAAGAAUAAAAUCACAAACAGUGGGAUUGAGAAUGGUGUGCUGAGCAAGCUGAAAAGGCUGCUUUACUUAUUCCUUGAAGAUAAUGAGUUGGAAGAGGUGCCUGCUCCAUUACCGGUGGGUCUGGAACAGCUAAGACUAGCUAGAAACAAAAUCUCUAAAAUCCCAGAAGGAGUCUUCAGCCAUUUGGAAAACCUUACUAUGUUAGACCUGCACCAGAACAGUUUGUUGGACAGCGCUCUUCAAAGUGACACCUUCCAAGGACUCAACAACCUCAUGCAGCUCAACAUAGCAAAAAAUUCACUCAAGAAAAUGCCUUUAAGCAUUCCAGCUAAUACACUGCAGCUCUUUUUGGACAACAACUCCAUCGAAGUCAUACCAGAAAACUACUUCAGUGCAAUACCCAAAGUGACUUUCCUUAGGCUGAACUACAAUAAACUAUCUGAUGAUGGUAUCCCUCCAAAUGGGUUUAAUGUUUCAUCUAUUCUAGACCUACAGCUGUCUCACAAUCAGCUCACUAAAAUUCCACCAAUCAAUGCUCAUCUUGAGCACCUUCAUCUUGAUCACAACAAAAUCAAAAGUGUCAAUGGUACUCAGAUGUGCCCAGUUUCCAUUGCCCUAGAAGAAGAUUAUGGUUAUUAUGGCAACAUCCCUCGCCUCCGAUACCUUCGUCUGGAUGGAAAUGAAAUUCAGCCUCCAAUCCCACUGGACGUCAUGAUCUGCUUCCGACUACUUCAAGCUGUUGUCAUAUAA